AGAAAAGCUCUGGAGGAAAAAGGUUUAAAACUUAGUAGGACAAAAACAGAGUAUUUGGAAUGUUCAUUUAAAGAUGGAGCUACUACAAAUAAAAUGGUAUCUUUGGAUGGUGAAAUGAUUGUGAAAAGCAAUAGUUUUAAGUACCUAGGAUCGGUAUUACAGAGUAAUGGAGAAAUAGAUGGAGAUGCAUGCAGUAGAAUUAGGGCUGGAUGGAUGAAGUGGAAAGAAGCGAGUGGUGUGUUGUGUGACAGAAAAAUUCCAAUGAAGCUGAAGGGAAAAUUCUAUAAAACAGCCAUAAGACCGGCUAUGAUGUACGGAACUGAAUGUUGGGCAGUGAAAAAGAAAGAGGAACAACGAAUGCAUGUGGUGGAAAUGAGAAUGCUUAGAUGGAUGAGUGGAGUGACAAAGAAGGAUAAAAUUAGAAAUGAGUAUAUUAGGGGAAGUCUAGGUGUGGCACCAAUUGAUGCCAAAAUGAGAGAGCAUAGGUUAAGAUGGUUUGGUCAUGUUCAACGUCGAGACGUUAAUCACCCAAUACGAAGAAUAGCUGAAGUGCAGAUUUCUGUAAUGAGAAAAUUGAAACUCUUCUCUCCUACUUCUGGUUCUGACUGCUUAAAAGAAAUUAGUGGAUACCAACAUUGGUAUAAAAUGAUAACGACGAUUUGCUUAGAAACAGCGGGAAAAUCGCUGGGGUUCACGAUACACCAUCACCAUCGCCGGGCUGGAAUUAACCUAGCCGGCUGGGAAACUGGAAAACUACUCCAUGACGACGGCCCUAAGGGAACCAAAACUCAACUUAACUCGAUGAUGGCCCUGGGAGAACUCUUCUCCAUGACGAUGGCCCUAAAGGAACCAAAACUAAACUCAACUCGAUGGUGGCCCUGGUGGAACUGA
This is a messenger RNA of Diabrotica virgifera virgifera (western corn rootworm), 891 nucleotides long. RefSeq lists its product as uncharacterized. The record is from RefSeq and is a predicted model, not a curated record. The transcript is spliced from 2 exons. Lineage: Eukaryota; Metazoa; Arthropoda; Insecta; Coleoptera; Chrysomelidae. Bases 94 to 891 code for a protein of 265 amino acids.